GGAAAUUGAAACUACUCUCGCAAUGAAAGAUAAUUUUCAAUCUUCAUCAAGAGUGGAAGGUUUACGUUAUCUUCGUUCCAGAUUUUCUCAUUUUAAAAAUGAACUAAAUAAUGUGGAAAGAAGAGAUUUUGGUGGUUCAUCUGUAGAAAUUUUACUUUUCAACAUGACGAAAAGGUUGAUAAAGAUGUCUAGAAAUUCAACGAGUGAAGUUAAAAUGAAGUUGGCAAAAUUUUAGCUCAAAUUGGUUUACGUAUUCAAAAUAUGUCGCCGUUAGCUCUUAUUUCUUUGGAAGAUAUUGAAAAGUUCAGUUAUUCUAAGGCCUGUGAAGUUUUGGAAGGCGAUGAAGAUAAUUGUCGUUAUGCGAAAAUUCUCCACUCAUUAAAUAAUUGUCUUGUUCAUAAAGACAUUGAGAAAGUCGUCGCAGCUGCUUCGUGUUUACGAGAAAUCUUAAAGACAUCUAGAAUCAGAUCAUUCAUGGAAAUUUAUGAAAAGAAGAAAAUUGAUGAUUUAUUUUGUUAUCUUGAACCUUUCAAAUCAUCUCGAAGAAAAAAGAAAAAUGUCAAUGACGAAAAAGAUAUGCCAUCAAAUGUUCGGUGUUUUUCUGAAAUUGUACGAAAUGCUGACAUAUGGAAUCCCAACAACUUCCAAAGUCACGACGAUUGGAUCUCCACACUUACAUCGACCAUUAUUGAAAGUGACGUCAUUGAGGACGAAGUUUUGCGAUGUCUUUCUAAAAUAUGUCGAGUUCAUUCGCCAUUUGCUGAUCUCGUGUUUCCUUUUCUCGUACACGAUAUUCUAUCAAAUCAUGGAUCAGUUCAUCGUGAAAUUUUGUCUGAACAAUUUGGAAGCAUUGUCUCAUUUCACGUUGAAUCGUUUUCCCAUCAAAGUCGUACCAGUACCCCGCUCAUCGCCACAACAGAAAGUUCUACCAAAAGAGAAGGAAAUUUGAACUCUAUUCAUACAGUUCUUAAUGUUGUUAACUAUCUUCGUAAACAACCUCGACGCAUGGAUUCAGGGACUUACGGAACCUCUUGGGAUAGUAAUUUCUGGUUGGAUCUCAAUUACUUAGAACUGGCUGAAGCUGCUUCAAAAUGUUCAGCGUACUUUACCUCAAUUCUUUAUGUAGAAAUAUGGAAAGAUGUUUAUAACUUGACGUCAGCAUCAUACGAGGAAAUGAUGGAAAUAGACAGUGACCUAAGUGAAGAUAGCUCAGAGAUAAACUAUCAAAGGGUUUUAUUUGAAGCGUAUGUUUCAAUUGGUGAACCAGAUGCAAUUUAUGGAUCUGGUGUCUCCACUGAUUUGAAAACCCGAAUACAAACCUACCAACAGGAAAAAUAUUGGGGAAAAGCGUUGAGAUCACUCGAUGUUUACUGUCGUCAUUCAGAUCAGUCGUCUCGUCUUUCUACUGUUAAGAUUUUACAGAUGUUUGGUCUAGAUCAUGUGACCUAUAGCUAUUUGAAAGCUCAGAGUGAUUCUUGUCAUCCGGAGUUUCUUGAGAUGCAGUAUCAAUCUGCCUGGCGGAACAGAAUAUGGGAUGUUGAUAAAGACAUUAAUGAAAAGUUGACUGUAGAUUGUGAAGGCGUUAACCAAUGCAUCUAUAAAAACAUUCAAUUCUUAAGAAGUAACGAUCUGAAAUUUUUUUAUUCAUCCAUUAAUGAUUGCAGAAUCAACAUAAUGAAAAAAAUAUGUGUGAAAAAUACGGAAGGUUUUAAUGAAUUGUAUUGUCGAAUAUUACAACUUCAAUGUUUACGUGAACUAGAGAUGGCUGGAAACACUCUAAUACAAAGUGAUGAAGACGCUCGAAAAUGUCAACUUAAUGAAUGGAUUACAGAGAUACCUGAAACCAUACAUGAAAUUGAUACUAUUGAACCAUUAUUAACGUUACGUAAAACAUUAUUGCAAGAACUUCAUUCAAUUUGUGAGAAUGAUAAAAUGCGGAAAUGUAUACAUGAAGUACUUCUCAGGCAUUGUGAAAUGGUCUCUAUACUAGCUAGGCAUGCUGGUAGUUACCAGGUCUCUGAAAACUGCAUUGCAACCAUAAAGUCUCUCGAAAAAGACAAAAAGAUCUCGACAUCAAAUAGUUGGAAUGUGGAAGAGGCAAAAGUUUUUUGGAGUCAAGGCGAACACGAGACAGCCAUGAAAAAAAUGAAACAAAUUAACAAUUCUCUGAAACAAUGCACCUCGGAAUCAUCGAAACUUUUGUACGCAAAAAGUCUCUGUCUUUAUGGUACCUGGCUUGCUGAAACUCGUGCUGAGAACCCGAACACAAUCAUGGAAAAAUAUUUAGAAAAGGCUGUGGACUUACUGGAAUUGAGUGGAAACACAUGCAAAUCGUCUGUUGAAGCAUUUUAUUCCUUGGCUCGGUUUGCUGAUCGUCAAUAUAAAAACAUCGACGAGUAUAUGAAAUCUUGGGAUUUUGUUCAUAAGACAUCUAUAAUGAAGGAAUUGAAGAGUGAAGUUGAAAAUCUUCGUAAUCACGGUGUUGACAAAGGACGCUAUUUACGAGAUUUGUGUAUUCAAAUGGAGGCUGAUCAGCACGAAGUCAUUCAAAUGAACGAUGAUCGCGUAAAAUACCUUCAAAAAGCCAUCCAAAACUACAUUCGAUGUUUGCAAGUUGGGGGAAAACACGAUCUUCAAAUUUUUAGAAUUUGUUCUCUAUGGUUGGAAAAUUCAAAAGAUGAUUUAAUCAAUGAAGUUAUCAAGAAAGAGAUAUUUUGUAAGAAAGGAGAAAUGUCAGUGGAAACCUUCAAGUUCAUACCGCUUAUGUAUCAACUUGCCGCCCGACUUGGUUCUAAAUCUUCACAGUGUACGCGCUUCCAGGAAAUUUUAAGCCAAUUGAUAAUCAUGACAGCAACAGAUCAUCCUCAUCAUGUUUUAUGGAUAAUAUUGGCUUUGAUCAAUGCUGACAAGGACAAAAUCUACUUGAAUGGUAGUGUAAUGACGGGGAAGAAAAAAAUGUCGAAAAAAACGAACGAAGAAGCAAUGAAAAGUUACGUUGAUCAGGAUCGUCUAAAAUCAGCGGUUGCUAUCAUCGAGAAAGUGCGUCAACUUAAACCGUCUAUCCUAUCAUCAAUGGAGAAACUGUCUGAAGCGUACAUUGAGUUAGCAAAUUAUGACGUCACACAGCAUAAAACACAGAAGGGUCCGUUGUCAUUACCAGACAUAACCUUGAAACGCCUCACCAACUUAAAUGAUGUUGCUAUACCGACUGUGGAACUUGAAGUUGAUAAAACAUGUCGUUAUGACAACAUAAUUUCCAUUACAAGAUUUGAUCCAAAGUUCAGUUUAUGUGGAGGUGUUAAUCUUCCUAAGAUACUGCAGUGUAUCGGAUCUGACGGAGUUAAACGAAGGCAGUUAAUCAAGGGAAAAGAUGACCUUAGACAAGAUGCCAUUAUGCAACAAGUAUUUGGAAUGGUUAAUACUCUUCUUCAGAAAAAUGCCGAGACGAGAAAACGCAGUUUGAGAAUCAGGACUUAUAAGGUUUUACCUUUAUCACAACGGAGUGGUCUGCUUGAGUGGUGUGAAAAUACCAUUCCUUUAGGGAACUAUCUCAUUGGGACGAAUGGAAAAAAUGUUGGAGCUCACAAACGCUAUUAUCCAAAAGAUUAUUCUUCUACUGAAUGUAGGAAAAAAAUGCAGAGCGUAACCAAUGUCAAUGCAAACGAAAGAUACAAAGUUUAUAAGGAAAUUACGUCACGUUUUCAUCCUGUGUUCCGACAUUUCUUUACUGAGAAAUUUACUGAACCGUCUGUUUGGUUUGCAAAACGACUCGCUUACACUCGCAGUGUCGCUACUGCAUCAAUUGUUGGAUAUAUUGUCGGUCUUGGAGAUCGUCAUGUUCAGAAUAUUUUGAUCGAUUGUCAUACAGCAGAGCUUGUUCACAUAGAUCUUGGUGUCGCUUUUGAACAAGGAAAAAUGUUACCUACACCUGAAACGGUUCCAUUUCGUUUAACUCGAGAUUUGGUGGACGGUAUGGGUAUUUGUGGUAUUGAAGGUACCUUCAGAAGAUGUUGUGAGAAAUCUUUAGAAUUGAUGAGAACAUCGCAAGAAGCUUUAGUAACCAUAGUACAGGUUUUACUUUAUGAUCCUCUGUACGUGUGGACAUUGAGUCCAUUGAAAGUGAUGACAUUACAGAGGAAACCUGAUCUCGAUAUCUCUGACAUUCCCGAAAGGAACAUUUUCCUAGAAAGAAAUAAGUCCAGUGCUAGUGAUGACGAAAACUCUGUAAACAAAAUGGCCGAACGUGUUUUGGUCCGCUUAAGACAAAAAAUUGACGGUGUAGAAGAUGGCACAGUGUUGAGUGUUAAAGGACAGGUAAACCAUUUGAUUAGAGAGGCAACCGAUGAAAGGAACUUAUCUCGUUUGUUUCAUGGUUGGCAACCGUGGCUUUAAUGAAACAUUCACACACAAGAUUGUAAACUUAGUAAUUAAUAUUUUGCUUGUUGUUUUUACGCACUAACAUUGAAUCAUUUGUGCUAUAGUCAAGUUUACUAUAAAAUAAACCGAAAUUUCUGCAAUUUGAAUGACGGGGCGUGGUCAAGUCCGAGCAUGUGGCUUUGGGGGAACACUUCAUGUAAAGUUAAAAUGUGACAAAUUUGAUAUUGAACUUGAGUCAUUCACUCGUAAAAUUUUGUUUUAUAUUCUUGUGGUAAAUGUUAACUGCAGCUCUAUUGAAUUUCUUGGUCUGUCAGUGAUAAAGUGUAUGAAUAUUUUAAGAAUUUUAGUAAGGUGUGUGUCAAAUUAUAUUUUGAUUUCAUUAUAUUACUUUUCUAUCAUAAUUACAACAUAAUGUUAUUCAUUAAAAUCAUGGCUCACAACUA
Xenia sp. Carnegie-2017 is the source of this 4820-nucleotide messenger RNA. Its product is annotated as serine-protein kinase ATM-like. Gene Ontology annotation, biological process: DNA repair. The transcript has 32 exons. The record is from RefSeq and is a predicted model, not a curated record. Bases 262 to 4392 code for a protein of 1376 amino acids. NCBI's taxonomy places the organism in Eukaryota, Metazoa, Cnidaria, Anthozoa, Malacalcyonacea, Xeniidae. Gene Ontology annotation, molecular function: protein serine/threonine kinase activity; protein binding.